Messenger RNA from Brassica rapa (field mustard), 2696 nucleotides. RefSeq lists its product as uncharacterized. The record is from RefSeq and is a predicted model, not a curated record. Lineage: Eukaryota; Viridiplantae; Streptophyta; Magnoliopsida; Brassicales; Brassicaceae.
GAUGACGUGUCAUUUCCUGAUUGGUUAGGUUCAUCGUGAAAGACUUUGAAGCUUAAUCGUCGCGACCGAGAAAGAGAGAACUCAUUUCUAUCUUCCCCGGAGAAAAAAAAACUCAGCCAUGGCUUCACCGUCAGAUCCCACCGAUUCCUCUCGAGAUCCAGCUACAGACCCAGAUACUCUUCCCACGAACCCUAACCCACCGCAGAAACCCACCGUAGAGCAAGGAGGCGAAACCCUAAACCUAGAAUCAACCCAGAGAGAUCUCGAGGCCGUAGAUCAGCAGCCAGAUCCAUCGAUCGAAGAAAGCAAGAACGAAGACGACGAAACUGACGCAGCACAAGCCGUAACCUCUUCUAAUUACCGCCGCGGAGGUGGGCCGAAGAAGAAGAAAGGGUUUCUCAAGAAACGUAAGCAGCAAGAGAAGUCAAGGGAGAAGCUUGAGGUACUCUUGAAAACCCUAAAGCCCAUUCCUUUCGUCCCAGCUAAAGCCCUAGACUUUUCUCGCCACGAGAAGCUGCUGAAGACGUUGGGGAUCUGGGAGUUUCUUCACUUGGAGUUCGACCAAAACAUCCGACAGGAUCUUGUUGCGAACCUUGUUGCUUAUUACAGUCCUGAGAGUAGGUGUAGCUAUGUGAAUGGGUCUAGGGUUAAUGUUACUCGUGCUGAUUUGGCUCGAGCUUUGAAGCUGCCUAAGAAGAAAGACAUUGUGGUUGCUGAGGAGGAGAGGGAGGUUUUGGAGAGGGAUGAGUCGGCUAAGUUUGUGGAUGAGAUUUUGGAGACUUGGGUGCUGCUUCAUACUGAUGAUAUGUGGAUUAUGCCUGUGGAGGUGGUUGAAUGGGGGAGGGAUGUAAAGGAGAAGAAGUUGGAGAAGCUUGAUUGGGCUGCACUGCUAUGGUUCAUGGUUGAGAAAGAGCUGAAAGCUGGUCCUGAGCUCGGUGAUUGUUUCUUUGCUUCGCAUCUGCAGCUGUUGAUCAGAAGCCAGAAAGAAGAUUUACUUAGGGAAGAAUCUAAUGAUGAUGAGGAGGAUGAUGUUAAGGAGGUUGAGGUUUUGGUAAAGUCUCCAAAGGAAGAUUGUUUGGAGGUUAAGGAGGAGGAUGAUGAUGUUAAGGAGGUUGGUGUUGUGGUGAAGUCUCCAAAGGAAGAUAGUUUGGAGGUUAAGGAGGAGGAAGAUGUUGGUGCUGCAGAUUCAGGAAGAGAUAAUUGUGCCACUGAUGCCACUGAAUUAAAGGAAGAAGAGACUUAUGUGGAAGAACAUAUGAUUGAACUGAAUCUCGGGCAAGAGACUGUGUCUGAAAUGGUCGCUGAGGAGGAGCAGCAAGGUCCUGUUGAGGAACAGCCAAUGGAUGUUGAGGAAGAUAAGAAGGAAGAGGUUGAAAAGUGGUCGUGGAAUGACGACACUCAUGCUGGUUCUACUUCCCAUUUUCUUCGCCACUGUGAUCUUAGUAUCGCUACAGAAGGAGACGAAGAGAACAACAUAGAAGGGCCCAUGGAAAUGGGAGAAGACGAACAGAUUGAAGAUCUUGAGGAAGAGGAAACUGAGGAAGAUAAAGAAAGGCAUGAAGGAGGGUUUCCCUUUUUCCCAAAUGGAGACUCACUUCAUGGAGAUGGCAUGUUAGGAGAUGUAUCUCCCUUACGUUUUGCCUCUGGGUUACAGAUGCACGGCAACUCAACUGGUGGUCAUUUCCUUGCUUCUAGGGUUGACAUGCAUAUGGCUAUGGGCUCAGGUAGUAACACCAACAACAAGAGGCAGAUUGAUCAUGAGAAUGAUAUGUCUUAUCACAACCCUGACGGUAAGAGGAUGAGGACUGAAGAGCCGUCUUGGGAUGAAAAGCCGCAACCAGUUGAGGUAUGCGUGGAUCAGAUUGUGCUGUGGGCUGAGAAAGCUAGGAUGUCAUGUGCUCAAAAGGAUCGAGAGCGUGCACAGUCUGCGAUGAACCAGGAGUAUCUGAUGAGCGAGCUGCAAAGAAAAGAUGAAAUGAUUCAUGAUCUUGAAAGAAGCAAGUACGAGGAGCAACAGAGGAAAGAUCUAAUGAUCUAUAGGCUUGAGAGUGAGCUUAGGAUGAUGACAAGUGUGUUAGAAGGAUACAGGAAGGCUUUGAAAGAAACCAAAAAGGCGUCAAACGAGCACAGGAAGCGUUGCCCUUUGCGUGAUGAUAAACCUGUCUACAAGGAUGUUAAGGGCUCUGGAGGUUUAGUUCUGAGCGUUGCUGAAAUUGAGAAGCUGAGAUUGAAGCGAGAAGGGGAAGACAAGAUGACACGAGCUCGAAUAGAGAGACAGAUCGAGGAGUUUGGAAGUGAAUGGUUUAAAGUGUUUCAAGAGCAAAUGGAUGCUGUGGAGUCGCUAAACGAGAGAUUGAUCGUGGUUGAAAAUGAAGUGAAGAUAUGUAGAGAAGCACUUUCGGAAAGCAAGAAUGAUGAGCCUUUCGAAGCUGUUACUGCUGAUGCUGCUACAGAAGAGACAUGAGAUGCUGUUAAGGUUUCUGCAAAUCAGUGAAGCUUUUGAAGAACAGAUAUUAUUUUAGCUUCGUUUUGUAUGAUGUAGACGAUGUUGAUUUAAUCUCUUUAAUCUCGUUCUAGGAAAUGUAAUCAACGGUUGUGAUCAAUUCCAGUCUUAAUUAGCACUACAUUGUAUCAACAUUUAGUCAUCUUUGAGACUUGUUAAGCUAGUGCUAAACAACUUCAAAUCUGUUGUCAGA